Molecule: messenger RNA, 1245 nt
Organism: Portunus trituberculatus (swimming crab)
Lineage: Eukaryota; Metazoa; Arthropoda; Malacostraca; Decapoda; Portunidae
Product: platelet binding protein GspB-like
Exons: 13
Coding region: 1-1245 (414 amino acids)
Source: RefSeq, a predicted model, not a curated record
AUGCCACACCCACGCACACUGCCACAAGCAAGUGCCACACUUACAGCCACAGAGACUGCCUCACAUACAGCCACGCACACUGCCACACUUACAGCCAGAGACUCUGCCACACUUACAGCCACAGACACUGCCUCAUCCACAGAGACUGCCUCACGUACAACCACGCACACUUCCACACUUACAGCCAGAGACUCUGCCACACUUACAGCCACAGACACUGCCUCACCCACAGACACUGCCACACGUACAGCCACGCACACUUCCACACGUACUGCCACGCACACUGCCACACCCACGCACACUGCCACACGUACAGCCACAGACACUUCUUCACGUACAACCACGCACACUGCCACACGUAUAGCCAUGCGCUUUGCCACACGUACAGCCACGCGCUCUGCCACACGUACAACCACAGACACUGCCUCACCCACGCACACUGCCACACUUACAGCCAGAGACUCUGCCACACUUACAGCCACAGACACUGCCUCAUCCAGAGACUCUGCCACACUUACAGCCACAGACACUGCCUCACCCACGCACACUGUCACACGAAAAGCCACAGACACUGCCACACUUACAGCCACAGACACUGCCUUACCCACGCACACUCCCACACGUACUGCCACACGUACAACCACGCACACUGCCACACCCACGCACACUGCCACACGUAUAGCCACGCGCUCUGCCACACGUACAGCCACGCGCUCUGCCACACUUACAGCCACAGACACUGCCUCACGUACAGCCAUGCACACUGCCCCACUUACAGCCACGCACACUGCCCCACGUACAGCCACGCACAAUGCCACAUCCACGCACACUGCCACACUUACAGCCACAGACACUUCUUCACGUACAACCACGCACACUGCCACACGUAUAGCCAUGCGCUUUGCCACACGUACAGCCACGCGCUCUGCCACACGUACAACCACAGACACUGCCUCACCCACAGACACUGCCUCACGUAUAGACACGCACACUGCCAUAAUUACAGCCACGCACACUGGCACACGUACAGCCAUGCAAACUGCCACACGUACAGCCACAGACACUCUCACACUUACAGCCACGCACACUGCCACACGUACAGCCAUGCACAAUGCCACACGUACAGCCACGCACACUGCCACACGUACAGCUAAACCGACAGCCACGCACACAGUCACACUUGAAAUUGACGAGGUGCCGUCGAACCACAAUGAACAGGAAGGAAUUUUCCAGCAAGAGGACUGA